This is a messenger RNA of Mustela lutreola (European mink), 1371 nucleotides long. RefSeq names its product cytochrome c. Lineage: Eukaryota; Metazoa; Chordata; Mammalia; Carnivora; Mustelidae. Gene Ontology annotation, cellular component: mitochondrial intermembrane space. Gene Ontology annotation, molecular function: electron transfer activity; heme binding. The record is from RefSeq and is a predicted model, not a curated record. The coding region runs from base 166 to 483 and encodes 105 amino acids. The transcript is spliced from 3 exons. Gene Ontology annotation, biological process: mitochondrial electron transport, ubiquinol to cytochrome c; mitochondrial electron transport, cytochrome c to oxygen.
CAGGCGGCGCAGCCGCACGUCUUGCCGCGAAGGGACGGAGAAGGCUCGGUUGCACCAACACCGGUACUUAGGUGCAGACCGGCGUGUCCUUGGGUUUAGAGAGCGGGACGUCCGGUUUGUGAGCGGACACCUUCGUUUCGCGCGCUACGAAAGAGCGAUUUAAAAAUGGGUGAUGUUGAGAAGGGCAAGAAGAUUUUUGUUCAGAAGUGUGCCCAGUGCCAUACCGUGGAAAAGGGAGGCAAGCACAAGACUGGGCCAAAUCUCCAUGGUUUAUUUGGCCGAAAGACCGGUCAGGCCCCUGGAUUUUCUUACACGGAUGCCAACAAGAAUAAAGGCAUCACCUGGGGAGAGGAGACACUGAUGGAGUAUUUGGAGAAUCCCAAGAAGUACAUCCCUGGGACAAAAAUGAUCUUCGCUGGCAUUAAGAAGACAGGGGAAAGAGCAGACUUGAUAGCUUAUCUCAAAAAAGCUACUAAGGAGUAAUAAUUGGCCAUUGCCUUAUUUAUUGCAAAACAAAAAUGUUUCAUGACUUUUUUUUAUGUGUUCAAUUGAUCUCAUACACCAGAAUUCAGAUCAUGAAUGGCUGAUAGAAUAUUUCUUUUGGACAGUCCUGACAUAAAUAAGGUUGGCUUGUGGUUAAAUGAAUAUGAUCAGCUUUUUGAACUUUGAUAGUAAUUCUGGUUCAGCAAGUGCUGUCAGUUUUCCCCUUUUAAAAAUAUGAUCGGAAUUGAUUAGUAAUGUUCAACUUUUCACAGAGGUGGUAAAUGCCAUCUCUAAACUUAAUAGGAGAUUGGUUUUAUAUUUAGAUUUAUAUAACUGGUUAUAUUAAUAUAUUUAAAUACUGAGGAAAUCCCUUCACUGUCUCAGAACCAGCAAGAUUGAGCUGUGUUUCAGGUUGUGUUCAUUAGCCUGUUACAGGCAAGGGUUGAAGAUAAGCUGGCAGUGUCCACUUUUUUUUUUCUUAACUAUGCCAAUUUAAUUAAAAUUUCCUGCAUCUAAAAUGUUGCCUUUUGCUUAAUGAAAGGCAUUUUAGUGUGGUUUAUGUAUAAUAUUAAAUAAAGAGUUAUUUAACACUUCUCAUUUUAUAGAUGAUCUAAGGUCAGAUGCUUUUAAAAUUCAGUGUGACAGGAUAUAGCAGCAGACAUGGCUUGUGAAUUAUCUACUAAGUCAGACUAAGUUAUAAUUCAGGAUUGUCUUCUAAAUAGCUAUUCAGAGAGACAACUGUGGAAAUACCAUAUAUGUAUGAUUGGUAAUGGUCCUUUUGCCAACUCGUUAGAAGGGUUAAAAUGGGAGAUACAUCAUCAGCACAAAUUUGUAAAUUAUGUGAUAAGGCUUAAGAUAAUUAAAAACAAUCACAAAUCAUUUUUCUAA